AUGCCAUCAAAUGCUUCGGAUAUUUCUCGAGGAGAUGAGCAUCGGUCCUCAAUGGCCUUGGUGGCCGCCCAGCAGAUGAACGAGUCGCUCGUCAUUGAGAGCAAGCUCAAGCGCAGAUAUGCAUUGGAAUGGGAGUACCUGGCGUCAGUGCUUGAUCGUCUUCUGCUUCUGGUCUUUUCCCUCGUCGUCUUCAUCGUCACCUUUUUGAUGAUUCUCGUCGGAGAGGCGAUGCAUCUCAGCUACGAACUCAACAAUAAU
Molecule: messenger RNA, 258 nt
Organism: Mesorhabditis spiculigera
Lineage: Eukaryota; Metazoa; Nematoda; Chromadorea; Rhabditida; Rhabditidae
Source: the annotation of a GenBank genome assembly